GGAGGGCGGGGGAGGAGAGGAGACGAGAGGAGAGAGGAUGGAGAGGGAGUGAGACCCGGAUGCUGAUGCGAGUGAGGCGAAGGAAGGAAGAGGGGAGAGAAAAUAUCGAUUUACGGCAAGAAAACCGAAGGGAGUGUAAUAGAAGGGGCCUUUACCCUGCGUGAACUGUCAUCAGGAGCGAGGAGGGGGAUACGGCAGCUGGUUAUAGCGCACCCAUAUCCGCGGAUAUCAGUGUGCGUGUGUGUGUGUGUGUUUUGCACCUGUAUACCCGGCGGUGAGGGGAGGAGGACACGCCAAAGGAGAGAAGAGAAGAUGCUGUGAUCCGCUACUUGCAGGGAUGUAGAGAGGGAGAGACGGGAGAGUCAGGGAGGGGGAGGACGGCGCUACGUUAAAAAAAGAUGCUUGUUUUGCGGGGAAUACGCGUUUCACCUCGAAGUAUUGUGAGAAUGCGGCGGCCGUGUAAUAAAUCGUACCGUUUGGCGAAGCCCAGAAACUUCAGGCGGUGUCGGUUUUUUUGACAGGCGGCGCGAGCGAGACGGCCGUUCGUCAAGGCGUUGAAGCUAAAGCUAGCCUCGCUGCUGUGUGGGAGAGCGGCGGCGAGGCUAAAAUAGCAUGUUGUUGGACCUGUGAAACAGGCCUGGCAGUGAGGGGAAAACAGUGAUUUCAUUUUCAGUGCAAGCAUACACUUGACGUAUUGGACGUUUUGUCCGUUUACUUAACUAAAAAUAAUAUUAAGCGUAGGAAAAAUACAUGAAUAUUUUAAGGCAGACGUGAAAACCUGCUCGUUUUAAGGCUAUAUAAGGGUAACGUUUCUCAUUAACAGUCAUAUAUCGUUAACGUCAUACGUAUAACAAGGUGUGAGUUAUAGAAAUAAGCUAAUGUACAUAAAUAAGACUCGUUAGUUUGCCUACUUUAGAGUAGUGGUUGGUAUUUAACACAGAAAACACCCUAAAAACUUAAUGCCAUGUCAGUUCCCCCCGCUUUAUUCUACAUAUAGCAAGAUGUUUUGUAAAAAAAAAAAAUAAUUAAAAAAAUUAACAUUAUGUUUACCGUGUUGUCUCGGUUUAGAUGAAAAACGUCCACCCAGGUGUUGUAAAUCAGCAGCAGUUUUCACUUCUAUGGUUUUUUGUUUUUUUCACGUUCAUGAAGUGACUUCAAAGAAAGUCCGUGUUACCGCUGACAUAAAAAGACAGUCGUUCUAAUUUGAGCAUCGUCUUGUCUCCCACAGUAACUUCUGUGUAAGCUGUACAAUAUCACAGUAAUUGCAAUAACUACAGUGCAGUAAGUAGUAAUAAUUGUGUGUUAGCCUCCAGUUAAGAGCAGUAUGAGUAAGGAACUGUCUCUAAGUCAGUCAGCUCAAUAUGUUGGGCCCUAUCGACUGGAAAAGACUCUGGGGAAGGGACAGACAGGACUUGUCAAACUGGGGAUCCACUGUAUUACGGGUCAGAAGGUAGCCAUCAAAAUAGUCAACAGAGAGAAGCUGUCUGAGUCAGUCCUGAUGAAGGUUGAAAGGGAGAUUGCCAUUCUGAAACUGAUUGAGCAUCCGCAUGUAUUGAAGCUGCAUGAUGUUUACGAGAAUAACAAAUAUCUGUACCUGGUGUUAGAGCAUGUGUCAGGAGGAGAGCUUUUUGACUACCUGGUAAAGAAGGGCCGGCUAACUCCAAAAGAGGCCAGGAAGUUCUUCAGGCAGAUCAUCUCUGCUUUGGAUUUCUGCCACAGUCAUUCCAUCUGUCACAGAGACCUGAAACCUGAGAACUUGCUCCUGGAUGAAAAGAACAACAUUCGUAUUGCUGACUUUGGCAUGGCCUCCCUGCAGGUGGGAGACAGUCUGUUAGAAACCAGCUGUGGAUCACCACAUUACGCUUGCCCUGAGGUUAUACGGGGGGAGAAGUAUGAUGGGCGGAGAGCAGAUGUGUGGAGCUGUGGGGUCAUUCUGUUUGCCCUACUGGUGGGGGCCCUUCCUUUUGACCACGACAAUUUACGCCAGCUCCUGGAAAAGGUAAAGAGCGGGGUGUUCCACAUGCCUCACUUCAUCCCCCCGGACUGUCAGUCCCUGCUGAAGGGAAUGAUUGAGGUCAACCCUGAAAAGAGGCUCACGCUAGAGGCCAUCCAGAAACAUUCCUGGUAUCUGGGUGGUCGUAACGAGCCGUGUCCUGAGCAGCCUCCUCCAAGGCGGGUUUGUGUGAGGCGAAUCUUGUCCCUGACUGAGCUGGACCCAGAUGUGCUGGACAGCAUGCACUCGCUCGGUUGUUUCCGAGACAGAGUCAAGCUCACACGUGACUUGCAGUGUGAGGAAGAAAACCAGGAGAAAAUGAUCUAUUACCUUCUGCUAGACAGGAAAGAGCGGUACCCCAGCUAUGAGGAUGAGGACUUACCUCCGCGCAAUGAUGUAGCAGACCCUCCUCGAAAGCGCGUCGACUCCCCUAUGCUGACGCGCCACGGCCGUUGCCGUCCCGAAAGGAAGAGCCUGGAGGUCCUGAGUGUCACCGAACAAGGGUCUCCUACACCACCUCGCAGGGCCCUGGACACAGCUGCACACAGCCAGAGGUCUCGCUCAGUCAGUGGAGCGUCAACCGGUCUCUCCUCCAGCCCUCUCAGUAGUCCCAGGGUCACUCCCCAGGGCUCUCCGUUGCCCACACCCUUGGGCACCCCUGUUCACCACCCUCACCACCCCUCCUCCACCCCGCCCUCCUCUUCCUCGUCCUCAUCCUCCUCGCGGGCGGAGGGAGGGGGAGGGGUGGGCUCACUGUCGCUGACCCCACCCUCCAGUCCAGGAGGGGGGAGCGGCAUGGCAGCCAGCAGCUCUGCCCAUUGGAGGACUCGCCUCAAUUCUUUCAAGAACAACCUCCUGGGCUCACCAAGAUUCCAUCGGCGUAAAUUGCAAGUUCCUACAUCAGAGGAUAUGUCCAGCCUAACGCCAGAAUCCAGCCCUGAGCUAGCUAAGAAAUCGUGGUUUGGGAAUUUCAUCGGCUUGGAGAAAGAGGAGCAGAUCUUCGUGGUGAUCAGAGACAAACCGCUGAGCUCUGUUAAAGCUGACAUUGUCCACGCCUUCCUGUCUAUCCCAUCCCUCAGUCACAGCGUCCUCUCACAGACCAGCUUCCGAGCCGAAUACAAAUCCUCCGGCGGUCCCUCCGUCUUCCAGAAGCCCGUCAAGUUCCAGGUGGACAUUGCCUUUUCCGAGGGCGAGAGGGAGCGGGACAGGGAGAGAAACGAGAGGGAGGGCAGGAGGGAGACAGGAAUUUACAGCGUGACAUUCACCCUCAUAUCAGGUCCGAGUCGCAGGUUCAGACGGGUGGUGGAAACGAUUCAAGCGCAGCUUCUCAGCUCCCAUGAUCACCCACUGGUGUCAGCCCUAUCUGAUCCCUUCCCAGAUGAGAAGAACAGUCGGCCCCACGGGACCCCCACCCGCCAAAACUCGAGGCGCUCCGAGGGUGGGGGCGACAGGUGCGAGUGGGGUGACCGAGCAGAUGGCGGAGGCAUAGGAGGCAGCGGGGGAGUUCUGCAGCGCAGAGGCUCCGCCAAAGAGAGAACCCGACUGCUGUCCUCCAACGGAACCCAAUCCCAACCGUAGGAUAGAAAGUUAGACUGCGCAGCAGGAUGCCUGAACUACACCAGAAAGAAGACAGUGUAAUUUCAUCUCCAAGUAUCCCUGCAAGCCAUGAGCUACUCCUAUUCUUCCUUGUCUAAGUUACUGAAGGUGCUUGACCACAGAGCAAGGAUUGAGCCUUUUUCCUCCCCAUCAUGCACAUUUUUUCCAACUCGAGAUUCUACCGAUCUUAUGAUUACCAGGAUUCCUACCCUUAAAUGAGAAACAAGUGUUAACAAACCGCCCUUUAAUGAAAAAAAAUAAUAACAAUACGUGAAUGAGCAGUUUGGUAUAUAUCAUAGGUACAGCUUCACAGAUCAAACUAGGAAUUUUGAAGUGCUAAUGUGCAUGCCAGUUAGCGAAUCAGCCUGUUCAAGGAUGCUGAUAUGAUCAGAUAGGCUAGUCUACCAUAUCAUCGUAUUACAGUAUCCAACACCAAAAAAAAGGAAAAAAAUAAAUAAUAGUCUUGUGAUGGUUCUCGAGAUUACUCCUAAAAUGAAUCAGUGCGCUCAUAUCACUAUCAAGCAACAUCUAAACCCGCCCACUAAAAAGAAAUAUGAAUGCAUCUCAGCAGAAGAAUCCUAAAGAGUUAGCACCCUGCUGCCGCCCCAGUGAGUGGCGAUGAGCUCAGUGAAGGUCCUGUUUUUCUCCAGCAGUGUCUCCUCCUAAGGUAAAGAAAACCAACAAAGUAAGCUAAGUAAGUGAAUGUGAACAAAAAAAGAUAUUUUUUUAUUUAGUUUUUAUUUAUGUUUACACAUUUCUUUUAAGGAUGUCAGUAGCACAGUGAUCACAGUAAAGACAGCAACUGAGACACUCCACACAGUGUUUGACAGUGGAAGCUGCUUUUCCGACAGGCAUUCAUUCAGAGUUAAGUGUUUCGAUUCUUUUAUAUUUGCUUUUUACUCAGAGACAAUAUGAAACAAUGCUUCUAAGAUUUUUGCAUUGGACCCUCGUUGCUCUGAAGAAAAGUGUUUGAACAGAAAUAUGAACAGUAAUAUAUGAAAGCUUUGUUUUGUCGUCACUAUCCGUGAUUAGCUUCAUGAACCUCAUCACAGCUGUUUGCGCCCAGAUUGAAUGAGAAGAGCAUCACCGGCCUGUGGAUCAAACAGAAACCGCCUUUCUCGUCAAGCUUUGUCUCCUGUUGCCAUAGUAUUCAUAUACUGACUCAUGUCAAAAUAAAGCAAACAAACAAACAAAAAAAGAAGAUACACAGUAAGGAAAUUCAUCAAUGGGACGCAUUCAUGAUGCUGGACUUUAAGAAAGGUGUCAGCUUCUUGUUGAACAGGACUUCCUAACCCCACGCUCGUUAUUUCAGUGUUCACCGACAAGCCAAGUAUCCAUCGCCGCACCCUUGCUCAUCACUAAGAGUCGCCAUUCUGCAAGCAGACGUAGCAACUCAAGGCAGUCACAUAUAUUACUCCAGUACUCUAUCAGACUAGUCGAUGUUCAUCACAGUCUUCCAUACAGUGCAAUAUGCAACAAGAGUGCAGAAGGAUUUCAGAGAGACACACAGUGCUACACUUUAUUAUUUUAAUGUCAUUUUUUCUAAUCUGUCGAUUUUUCUGUCUGUUGUUUAUUUAUUCAUUUAUGGGGGGGUUUUGUCAUGUAUUUGUUUUAUAAACUAGAUUUCAUGCCAACAAAAUGUGUCAAUAACAAACCCAAGAAACCCGUUCCUGUUCCUGUUAUUUACUCUUUUUUUCCGAUAGCAGCAGUUGCUCUCAUCUCACGUCCCCACUGAGCUUUUGUCUGUAUCUUGCGUUUCUGUGACUCACACUGAUCUCUGGUAACUGGUAUCUGUGUGCGAGACGGGUGGGUGGCGACUGAAUGAGAGUGGGCUGAGCACUUUGCAGCGGAUGCGUUUUGAGGUAGUUACGUGUGGAUUUUCCCGACUGACCCAGUGAUUUUGAACUAACCAACACAGCCAAACCCUAACAGGCCUAUGUUUUCUCUGUCACAAACACACAUGAGCACAUCAAAUACUUGCUUGUUGGCUUUAUCUCCUGUGUUAAUGCCUUGUCCGUUUGACCUGUCUGUCCCGCUUCCUCACCUCUGUUUUGUUCCCAUUGUCACAAGAAGAGAAACUGUAUGGAGUUGUUUGCCUCACAGUCCUAAACACACUGAUUGCUCACCUCAUCUUUCACGUCACCUUCAUUUUUCAUUGACCCAACUCUGGCUAAGAUUGUAAACUAUUCUCCAUCCAUAAGGGUCAGUAGAAUAAGGUGUUUAAAAAAAGAAAUGUCUGUAUCAUAAUUUAAAUAUAAAAAGUGCACUAUUAUAACUAUUGCCUGUGAUUAAAAAGAACAAUUAUGAUUGAAUUGAUGGUCAAAAUAAAGAGAGAUCCACCUUAUUGUUAUGGUUACAGUAAUAAACCCUAAAUUCA
Messenger RNA from Maylandia zebra (zebra mbuna), 5966 nucleotides. It is a transcript of the gene brsk1a, whose product is annotated as BR serine/threonine kinase 1a. Gene Ontology annotation, molecular function: protein serine/threonine kinase activity; ATP binding. Gene Ontology annotation, cellular component: cytoplasm. The record is from RefSeq and is a predicted model, not a curated record. Gene Ontology annotation, biological process: intracellular signal transduction; protein phosphorylation. NCBI's taxonomy places the organism in Eukaryota, Metazoa, Chordata, Actinopteri, Cichliformes, Cichlidae.